GCGGCGGGGAGGGGCCGCAGCGGAGCCGCCGGCGGCAGCGGGACCGGGGCGGCGCCGGGGAGGGGGCCGCUCCGUCUUCGCUCCCCUCUGAUGUACCGGGGUGCCGCUGAGCCUUGCUCGCUGAUUGGCUGAGGAGAAGGGGGGGGUCAGACCCCCUUGCGGUGACGUCACGGGGGUUUGUUGAGACUGAGAGGGGAGAAAAGUCGUGAUGAAGAACCAAGGUGGGGAGACCAAAGCUGCUCCGCGGCCUGCUAGUUCUUCCAAAAUGAGCAGCAGCCUGGUGCUGGAGGAAGGCGACUUACCUGAGGCCGCAGCACCCCUUGCAGCUCCUCUCGCACAGGAGGACACGAAGUCCUCCCGGCCUGCCGUGCGUGACGUCUCUGAAGAGCUAAGCAGACAGCUCGAGGACAUCUUGAACACGUACUGUGUGGAUGCCAGCCAGGAGGGUCCCGGUGAGGACGGUGGACAGAGUGAGCCCGCGGAGCCGGAAGAAGCAGAGAAGUGUCGUAGCGAGUCCCCGAGGAACGGCGACCAGGAGUCGGGCAGUCCUGAGAUGAAUGGGGAGAAAGAAAGCUCGAAGGGGACCGAAGAGUUUCGACCUGGCGAGGAGUGUGGGGAGCGGGAUCAGAAGAGGGCUCAGGAAAAGAAGAAAGCCAAAGGCCUUGGCAAAGAAAUCACUUUGCUGAUGCAGACGCUGAACACCCUGAGCACGCCAGAGGAGAAACUGGCGGCACUGUGCAAGAAAUACGCUGAGUUGCUGGAAGAACACCGUAACUCCCAGAAACAGAUGAAGAUCUUGCAGAAGAAGCAGACGCAGCUGGUGCAAGAGAAGGACCACUUGCAGAGCGAGCACAGCAAGGCCAUCCUGGCCCGCAGCAAGCUGGAGAGCCUGUGCCGCGAGCUCCAAAGACACAAUCGUACCCUCAAGGAAGAGGGUGUCCAGCGUGCACGAGAGGAAGAGGAGAAACGGAAGGAGGUGACAUCCCACUUCCAGGUGACGCUGAACGACAUCCAGCUCCAGAUGGAGCAACACAACGAGAGGAACUCCAAGCUGCGGCAGGAGAACAUGGAGCUGGCAGAGCGGCUCAAGAAGCUCAUCGAGCAGUAUGAGCUGCGGGAGGAGCACAUUGAUAAGGUGUUCAAACACAAGGACCUGCAGCAGCAGCUGGUGGAUGCCAAGCUCCAGCAAGCGCAGGAAAUGCUGAAGGAGGCAGAGGAGAGACACCAGAGGGAGAAGGACUUUCUGCUGAAGGAAGCUGUGGAGUCACAGAGGAUGUGUGAGCUGAUGAAGCAACAGGAGACCCAUCUUAAGCAGCAGCUGGCUCUAUACACAGAGAAGUUUGAAGAAUUCCAGAACACCCUUUCCAAAAGCAGUGAAGUGUUCACAACGUUUAAGCAGGAAAUGGAGAAGAUGACUAAGAAAAUCAAGAAGCUAGAGAAGGAGACCACUAUGUACCGUUCUCGCUGGGAGAGCAGCAACAAGGCUCUCUUGGAAAUGGCUGAAGAGAAAACCCUUCGAGAUAAGGAAUUAGAGGGGCUUCAGGUGAAAAUCCAGCGCCUGGAGAAACUGUGCCGAGCCCUGCAAACGGAGCGCAACGACCUCAAUAAGAAGGUGCAGGACCUGUGUGCCCACGCGCCCCGGGUAGACGCGGACCUGUCGGAGCCUUUGAAGGACCCAUCUCGGGACGGCUCUGAGGCGGCAGCAGGAGGUGCGCCGGCAGAGCAGCGCCCGGCUGAGGAUUGCCUUCACUCAGGAAAGCCGACACACAGCACGGACCCUGCGGAGAGCCCGGGAGAACUGAGCAUAGGAGCCUUGGGGCAGAGUGGGACUGAGGAACGCACGCAGGGCGCUGACUGAGCCUGCUGUGCAGUAGCCAGAGGUAGGGCAAGGGAGGGUAACAUGAAUGUUUCCACAGACUUGACCUGAUACCCCUCUCCCAGUCCUUGGACAGGUGUGAGGGGACAGCCCUCCACGGGCUUUGAGAUUUCCUAGUUUAGGUUUUUGGAGGGUUUUUAAAAUUAUAUAUAAAUAAUGAUAUAUAUAAUGAUAUAUAAAAUAAUGUGCAGGGCAACAUACACUUUAUAUAUGGAUAUAUAUGAUAACUACAAUGACCCACCUCCCUGUAUGUGUGUGAAUAAUAUAUGGAGACUCAACUGAUCGUCCUUUCACUAAAAGACCUUGUCAUUGGCAGGCUGUGACUCCCCUAAAAUCUAGCACAGCUCAGGAAAGCAGGUGUGUGGAACUGCCCCGGCCCUCCUCCAGCCUGCGGCACUGGGACAGAUGGAUGUGUCGCCUCCUCCAGCUUCAGAUCAACGCGCUCAAGGAGAGUUAGAGCUAAGAAGGGGAGAGCCAAUGUGUUUCCCAGCACUGGCUUCUCCCUUCCUCCUCUGGAUCCAGCCUCAGGCAGGAGGGAGCUCCUGGACUUGCUCUAAUUUUUUGUUUGUUUGUUUUGUUUUUUUCACGUCCUGACUGGCAGCUCUCUCUACUCUGUGAGCUGAGCAAACGGGGGAGAAAGAGGCUGUCUUUCCUCUGUUGUCUGGGUUUUGUGUAUUGAAUGGGAACAAAAAGAAGCAGAGUAAUUGUGGGUGCCUGGUACACACAGGCCCCCCAUGGGGCCUUUGCUAUUCCCAAAACCUGCCAAUGUCUCAAUAGCCUUAUGAUUCACAGUUGCCUCUUUGCUAUACGCACAUGUGCACAAGUGUAUUAAACAGUUAAUCCAAAGGUCUAAUUCCUAAAUGUUUUGCACAAGCGCGUGUGACCAGUUGUGCAAGGGGACAGAGAAGUCCUUUCCCCUGAAAUCCUCUUCCCUGCAUUUGGACCUCCAGGCGCCCAUCCCACGGUGCUGAGUGGGGCAGUCUCAGAGGUGUCUAUAGAGCUGGGUUUCCAGGAGAAUAAACCCUGUCUGCUCCUUGA
Molecule: messenger RNA, 2914 nt
Organism: Rhea pennata
Lineage: Eukaryota; Metazoa; Chordata; Aves; Rheiformes; Rheidae
Gene: TXLNA
Product: taxilin alpha
Exons: 11
Coding region: 209-1858 (549 amino acids)
Molecular function (GO): syntaxin binding
Source: RefSeq, a predicted model, not a curated record